GGCUCCUCCAAUAGUUCGGAAGAAGACCUAAUCCCCACCACCUCGAAACGCGAACCGGACAAACAAAUGCCGAACAACGUCGCCCCGAAAAUCGUCAGGACCAUCAGCAGCAGCGAACUGAACAGCAACAAUAUCAUUUUGCUGCGCAGUGCGAAAACGAUAGAUGGAGGCCAUAUACUGCUGCGCACCGAUAACUUGGUAAAGAACAAUAUUUUGGUGGACGAUGGCGGCGGAGAGUCGAAGAUCGGCCAUAUUAUUCUGCAGCCGAAUUCGGAGUUUAAGAAGGGGAUGUAUCUACAGGGCGUUAAAAGACUAGGGACCACAGCUCCUAUUUUUCUUUUAAGUAGUGGCGAUGUGGGUAGCCACUUGAUUAUCCACACCACACCUGAAUCGUCCACCAAUACAAUAAAAUCGGUGGACGGUACCGACGAUGGUCAGGUACUACUAAAAGGAAUAAAUCAGGGCCUGGAGGUGGUACAAGAUAACGAUACGGCGUGCAGUAGUGGGAGCAGUAGUAGAAGUCUCUCCACUCCUAUUGGUUCAGGUAUGGCGGGCACGAAGCAUGAUUUUCUAAACGGGGAACCCAUCAAGCUGCCAGAAAACCUGGAGAGCCUGCCCCGCGCCGACCACUUUCCCACCCAGAGGCAUCGCUGGAAUACGAACGAGGAAAUCGCCGCCAUCCUUAUCAGCUUCGAUCGGCACGCGGAGUGGCAGAGCAAGGAGGUCAAGAUCAGACCAAAAAGUGGAUCGAUGCUAUUAUACAGCAGGAAAAAGGUACGAUAUCGCAGAGACGGGUACUGUUGGAAGAAAAGAAAGGAUGGGAAGACCACCAGAGAAGAUCAUAUGAAAUUGAAAGUACAAGGCACAGAGUGCAUUUAUGGCUGUUACGUCCACUCCGCCAUCUUACCCACGUUUCAUCGAAGAUGUUAUUGGCUCCUUCAGAAUCCAGACAUUGUACUAGUGCAUUACCUGAACGUCCCCUAUCCAGAUGACAACAAACUGGCGGUGAUAACGCCCAGUUUGGCCCUUUGGGCUGACAAGAAAGAAUGGACGAAGGACGAACUUGUGUCCCAGCUGAAACCGAUGUUUUUCAGCGAGGACGAGCCAGAUUUAAACAACGAACUGGAAAUAUCGAAUUUUAAAUUGCAGACAGCCGAAACUGUGGAAGCCAUUGUCAGUCAGCUGAUGGAGAAGCAACGAGUUGCUAGACAGGCAGCUCUGGUAAAACAGCUGGAGUGCGGAUGUCCUGAUUCGACCUGCGCAGACGGAAAAAGUUGUUCCCAUCCAAUGCGCAGAAUAACAUCGGCGAAGUCCAGUUCCCCUCUUCCAAGUUCAAGUACAAAUUCUAGAAAUUCCAAUUCGACAUCAGAAAGCAGCAAUCAGGUGUCUUCAACAACUGGUUCAGGAUCCCUACACUUAAAUAAUAACAAUUCCCCCAGAGUUUAUUCACGAGAUCGAAGUGGUCAGUUGAGUUCCCAAAAUAACAGCAACUGUUCUUCUAGUCCGGCCAACACGCCACCAUUGGUUUUGAGUUUAUCCCAAAUACAAGGAAGCGGAGGUCUUUUAAUCCUUAACAGCAAUACGAACAGUACAAACCAUCAGAAUUUGGUCAAUCCCGUCUCCGUUGCCAACUUUAUGACGUGUAACACCAACAGGACGUUAGUUAAAGAACAGCGAGCAAGCCAUCUCAUUCUGAAACAAGAAGUGAUGGACACAAACGUCUCAUGCCUACAUCCUUCGGCGACUAAGCAGGAACCGAAAAGCAGCCAGCAAAGGGAGAGCAAGAUGGAACUUAAUGAAAAUCUACGACAAUCAAUGUUUGAGAGCAAUAUAUACGCUAGCCAGAGUAUACAACAGCAGCAAGGUCAUCAGCAACAUCAACAGCAUCAGCAAACGUCAAGGAACAAUGUACGGACCAUUUUCAGAUCACAAUCCCAGACCGAAGUCGUAAUGUCCAGCGCACCGUCCACUCCUUCUAAACUGAUGGACACUGGACACGACGACGUCACUACCGAGGAUUUUAAGCAUCAGAAUUUCUGUGACGAUACGGUUGUGCUGUUAGGAACAGACUCUAGCGGUUCCCUAGUGAGCAAAAGCGACGGUUCUUCCAUUAUUAACGGGGCGUUCUUCAACGAAACCUUGGAUCUGUCCCAGGAGGACAUCCAGAGGACCCUCUCGGCCAAUAUGCCCAUGUGUUCAAGCGAUCUAGAGAGCCACCAUCAAAACCAGGGGAGUGAGAACAACAAUGCGAAUCAGCAAAUCAAAAAACGAAACGAACAACCUACUUUAACUGGUGAUAUAAACCCCAUGGACUUCAUUGACAACUGUGACGUCGUAGUAUCACCCACUCACGUUGUCGACGACGACGUUUUCGUCAACCUCGACGCUUUCGACAUGCUCGGGGAGUUCCCCGAGCUCGAAGGCUUAGAAUCUAGUCACGCUUCCCUCUUAGAUGUUAAUCCGUCCGACGCAAGUAGAAAUAGCAAUAGUGGGAAGAACCAUACCGAUCAAAACAUGCCUCACAAUCACGGGCAACAGCAAGUCCAAAACGGAGGCCACAAUCUAGAAGGUUCAGCGAAAAUAACUGAUUACUCACCCGAAUGGGCUUAUCCCGAAGGAGGAGUGAAAGUCCUGGUAACGGGUCCCUGGCACUCCAACGGACCCUACACGGUCCUUUUUGAUACAUUCCCUGUUCCAACUACUUUGGUACAAAGCGGUGUACUAAGGUGUUAUUGUCCAGCUCAUGAAGCUGGCCUGGCCACGCUACAGGUAGCCUGCGACGGUUAUGUGAUCUCCAACUCUGUGAUAUUCGAGUACAAGUUGCCCCCCAAGGAGGAACAAUUAGCCGCUCCCGAACCCAAAAUCGAACGGUCCAACGACAACCUGCUAAAAUUCACUCUGCUGCAGAGGCUCGAGGCGAUGGACGAUCGUCUGCAAAUAAAACAAGAACCAUUAGAUAACGAAGCAGUAGAAGAUACGGCACUGUUUACACAGUCAAAUUUCGAAGACAGAUUAGUAAAUUUUUGCCAGAACAUGACUUCGAGGAUCUGGAAGUUUGGCGAGGAACUUAGUGUAGCCUGGUUUGCUAGUCACAGAGGUAUGACGUUGCUUCAUCUAGCAGCUUCCUUAGGAUACUCCAGACUAGUUUGCGCCAUGUUACAUUGGAGAGCAGAAAACUCCUCCCUGCUUCUAGAAACGGAAGUUGAUGCUUUGAGCCAAGACGAAUUUGGAUAUACACCUUUGAUGUGGGCUUGUGAACGUGGGCAUACCGAAACAGCCGUAAUGCUCUACAAAUGGAACCACACAGCUCUCAACAUUAAAAACAAACAGAAUCAAACAGCCUUAGAGUGCGCCAGAACUAACAGCCAUACGGAUUUGGUAGACGAGCUGGAGAAACUAGAGCUUCGAAGAGACAAAGCCAACAUGUUGUUGCAUUCUAGUCAGUCGAGUAUGGACAACGUUUCGCCUACAGUUAUCAGUCCGGCGAGCAGUAUUGGAAGUUUAGCGUCCCUUUCGUCUAACAGCAAGAGUCAUGACGGGGUUUUCCUAAGACCUGGAGCAGUUACAAGAAACGAAUAUCACAAAUCAAAGAUGUUGAACAUCGAUUUGGACAGCGACACCAACAAGUUUCUCACGUCAUCUCCCAGUCCGCUGUUGUCAGACUUAUCAUCAAGCACGCGAGGUAGUAACGGUCAGAAACUGAUCAAGAGGCCAUCUAUCGACAGCGGAAUACACAUGAGUUGCACCAUGAGCUCCAUGGAGACGAACUCGAGACCCAAAAGCUCCAAAAUUUGUUCAAAGGAAAACGCCAAACUGUCCAAAUUUGACAGGAGCAUGUCCUUACCCCUUCAGUCUUCCUUAUCGACCAGAGAGAACUCUUUUGACUCAGAUUCCAUUGAUUCUGGAGGUAGAAAAAUGGAUUUCGCUUUAUGCGAGUUGGGCAGCAACCCUCGAACCAGUAGUCCCCUAAUCGACGUCGAGGCCGUCAGCGAUGACGAUGACAAUGACAUCUGCGCAGGCGCGGCAGUAGGGGAACAAGACGCCAGAGUUUUGACGCUUGCAGAACAAAUUAUUGCUGCCAUGCCUGACAGAAUAAAGAACGAGUCAGAAGACCUUCUUAUGGAAAACAGUCCCGGACCUCCCGACAGCCAACAGUCCACAGAGACCCUCUAUGACGUCUACAUGGAGCCGCUCUUGGAACAAUCUUCUUCCAACUUUGAGACUACGGAGUUUAGUUUUGAAUUUUCCGAUAACAAUUAUAGAUACUGUGAUGUUGGUACGCCCCAAUCCAGUUUGAGCCCGGCUUCGUCCAGCUGCCUCCAGUCUCCGUGCUCUUUCACGUUAGAUUCCCCCUCCCCGCCCCCCACUACUGCCGAUUUCUGCGAGUUUCUCCAAGCUUCGGGCACGGUGUUUGAGAAAGACUUUUCCAAUUUAACACUCUCAGAUCGUGAACAGCGAGAGUUGUACGAAGCGGCCAAGAUCAUCCAGAAGGCUUACCGUUCUUACAAGGGUAGGCAGCAGCAAGAACAGGACAAGGAACGUCAUGCUGCUGUCAUUAUCCAGAACUAUUACAGGAGGUACAAGCAGUACGCUUAUUACAAGCAGAUGACCCACGCUGCUACCGUUAUACAGAACGGAUUUAGGUCCUAUUGCGAGCACAAGAGAUUUAAAAAGAGCCAGGAGGCGGCGGUCUGUAUACAAAAUUAUUACAGGAACUACAAGGAGGCAGGGGGUAGGGGCAGCAGAGAAGGCACCCCCGCCAGUUCGGGGCUUAAACGAACGUAUUCGCAAAGGCGCCAGCACCAAGCUGCCAGGAAAAUUCAGCAGUUUAUGAGACAAUCAAAAAAUAAGUUACAGAAAGAACGAGCAGAAAAAGAGAGGCUGGGGGUCCAGUCAGCGGAUGUCCCUCCAAAGUUACAAUCUCAAGGGGGCUCCUCCAAUUGCACAGGCAUAAAUAACAUCAGAUUGAAUAGCGGGGAGCAUGCAGAAGAGUCAAAAUCAGCAAGAACCUGAGUUUUAUUUAUUUAUAAAACAAAAAAGCUCUAUAUAGAAAAAUUUGUACUGUAUUGUAAGAUACCAGUGCUAUAACAGUAGUGAUAAAUAAGAAUAUAUAAUCCAUAUAUAAAUAAUAAUUUCUCCGGAGGUCAGAAGCCAUUAAGUUUGAAUGUAUAAAAAACAUAAACCAUAUAUAAAUGAAUGUAGAUAACACGAAAAAAUGAGAUUUUGAGGCUUCGGAUCUACCGUGCAGUUACAAUAAUGUCUAUUUUGACUGUUAAUUCAUAUUUUUCAACUGCAUUUACACAUGAAAAAUGCAAGGAUCGACAACAAAAGUGAGAUGUAUUAGUAAACAAAAAAAAAUCGUACGAACUCUCUUAAUAGGAACUGUGUUUCACACCGAAAUAAAUAAGAAAACUAUAUACUGAGCUGUGAUUGUAGUAAUGAGUACACUUUUUCCGAUAAACGCCACCUUUUUGAAACAAAUACAUCAUACACGUUAUGAA
Molecule: messenger RNA, 5501 nt
Organism: Sitophilus oryzae (rice weevil)
Lineage: Eukaryota; Metazoa; Arthropoda; Insecta; Coleoptera; Curculionidae
Gene: Camta
Product: calmodulin-binding transcription activator 1
Exons: 32
Coding region: 67-5013 (1648 amino acids)
Biological process (GO): regulation of transcription by RNA polymerase II
Cellular component (GO): nucleus
Molecular function (GO): transcription coregulator activity; protein binding; double-stranded DNA binding
Source: RefSeq, a predicted model, not a curated record